ACCAGCUAAUAUAAUUGCCUACCUCAAUGAAAUUAAAAAAAGAAAAACAGAAAUCCAAUUUUUUGAAAGCAAUGUGGCUCUGAUAACAUUGUAGAUACAUUAAUUUUAAAACUACAUAUUUAUUCCAUGAUCAAAGUCCAUUCAUUUACAAAAUAUUGAACUAACACUAUGAAAAUUUUACUGAUUAUCUGUACAAAAAAAUAACAUCCAGAAAGCAAAAAUUUCAUGGCUGUAUUGCAAAUGUGUUUCUCAUUUCUUGAGCUUAUGGAUGCAACUUAAAUCAUUUGUAAUCAUGCACUGUAAAACAGAAUAGUUGAUUCCUGAUGCACCCAUGUUAUUACAUACUCUAGGAUUUGUUGAAAUGAUUUAGUAUUUGAAUAUCUGUCAAUAGGACACACUAAUUUUCAUGAAAUUCAAUUGUGCUACAAAGCAGACCAAACAGAAAAAGUACUAACAAGGGAUAAGCUGCACAAUUCUUAAAAUCUAGCCCUCAAAAAGAAAAAAUAUUAAGGUAAGGGAUUGAUCAUGUGUUUGAUGCAACCCAGUUCAAUUAAGGAUUUCAUUUUGCCACAUUAGCUUUCUCAACAAGUUGAUUGUGCUUAAAUUUGUUCUAACAAAAACUGAGUUUUCAGAGUCUGUCACCAACAUAAAAAAAUCACCUGAUCAACAGGUGGCCAACUAUCACCUGUUAUCUUGUCAGUUUUAUUUUGGUAACAUCCAAUUAACCAUUCUACUUAAACACAAAAUAUAUCAUUGUAAACUUCACUCUCCUUCACAUUCUAAGCUUAUUUGCCUCAAAUUUGAAGAGCACUGAAUACAUAGACAGCUCUGAUAGUUUUGGAAACUUGUUUUUGCUUCUUUAAAAGCCUAAAAGUCAAACUUUCCUUUUCAAAACUACCACACCCAAACUCCACCCAAAAUGUCAAGCCAUGAAGCAGAUGUAAACAGUAAAAUCUUGGUUCAACUAUGAAAUGAAGUAAACAAUGAACAGGGCUGGAAGUCCACACCCUGAGUGCUGUAACACGCCUAUAAAAAGGCAGGGUGCUUAUACAACAAAACAUUUAUACAGUACGUUUGACUCUGUGAUGAGAAAGGCUGUGGAUGGAGUGGCAUCAGAGUAGAGUGAAGAAAGAUUUCUGAUCCUAGAUUCCUAGAUUUCUUGAACUGGUUAUGGCUGCAGCUCCCGGCUUUCCCACUUACAAAUGGUGGGAAACAGAUGACAAGACCAAAAGGCUUUACACUGAGCUACUUGCAGAAAAGCUGUCCAGCCCACGAAAAUCAGUUGCCACUACUCUCAGCAGAAAGCCCUCCAAUGGGAAAGAUGCAAGGUCUCAGCUAACAUCAUCUCCUAAACAUGAUAUCCCCAAAGUCAAUUUUAGCUGUGAUGAAAGAAAUUCCAGGAAAAGCAAAGAAGAAAAAGGUGAAGGAGAAGACAAGAGUGGAAAGUACACUUUUGAAACCAUUACCAUAGACACACUUGCUAAGUAUGAGUACAUCAAAAGUCCAAGAAAGCGAGCUGCUAGCACAGUACCUGUGAGUUUCUUUGAAUCAGCAGAGAGUCCAGACAGCAAAGGAAUUAAUAAAGCUGCUACAAGUGGUUACAAGGAUAAUAGAGAGGUUGGUGACAAACUGUUGGUAUCAAAAGUAUCAGAGGACUUCAAGGAAGGAAAAACUGCUUCAUUUUCAAAUGGGCAUUUUCUUAUUUCACAGAAGUUUACAUCAACAAAAAAUGAUCACGAAUUGCAAGGACUAAAGAAGGAUGGUGAUGCAAAAGAUGAUUCCAGGAAAGGAGCUUUGAUGAAGAAAGAGAAGCCUUCACGUGCUAAACUAGCAGAAAUCCCUGAAUACACCUCCUCUGAAUCUAGCGAGAGCUCAGCAGACGAAACAGUGCUUCUAGGAGCAGGAAAUAAUGCAAAGAAACCAAUAACAGCUCUGAUGUCAAAAGAAUCACAAGACAACAAGAAAACUGGAGAAGCUGACAAACCUUUAAAGAUUGAGGAGCUCAGCACAAAGUUUCAGUAUUUAAGCGAGGAAGUUGCCCAACUAGAGUUUAAAAUGUUUGAGUUCUCUGAUGACAUAAAGAAGUUGAAACAAGCUAUGGGAUUUCAAGAUACCAAAGUUGAAAAUUGUGAAAAGGAAAAAACAAGCACCAAAGAGCCACCUGUUGUGAAGAAAAACGAGUAUGGAAUGACACGCUCAAAAAGCUUCACACAUGCUGAUAAGUUCAACAGCAAGGCUUUACUGAUGAAGCAGAAUGCUUCACCAAGCAAGAUGCUGGCAGCUAAACCUGGUGGGCUUCUUUCAGAAAAAUUACCAUUGGAGGGUACAAGCAAAGAGGAUGCCAUUGCUGAGUUGAAGAAGAAUGGAGCCUUGACUGAAAUCAUCAACAAAAUAAAGGUGCAAGAAUUCAGUGAAGAUGAGAUUCAAGAAAUAUUGAGAUGUGCAAAAGAUAAGUACAUGAAGAAGCCAAAUUAGAGGAACAAGAUGAGAACAAGGCAACACUUGGAAGAAUGAGCAAAUGAAUGCUAUUUUUAAAUAUACAGCAAAAACAAAAUUAAUUCAGGGUAAAACAUGCUUGUUCAAACAUUUUCAACAAUGACAUGUAAGCUCUCAUUUUCUAGAGAAAUAGAAAGGUGUGAAAGAGUAAAUCAU
Molecule: messenger RNA, 2652 nt
Organism: Pocillopora damicornis (cauliflower coral)
Lineage: Eukaryota; Metazoa; Cnidaria; Anthozoa; Scleractinia; Pocilloporidae
Source: RefSeq, a predicted model, not a curated record